This is a messenger RNA of Anopheles coluzzii, 6090 nucleotides long. RefSeq names its product ATP-dependent helicase brm (gene brm). Gene Ontology annotation, cellular component: nucleus. The transcript is spliced from 3 exons. Gene Ontology annotation, molecular function: DNA binding; ATP-dependent chromatin remodeler activity; histone binding. Bases 398 to 5401 code for a protein of 1667 amino acids. Gene Ontology annotation, biological process: positive regulation of transcription by RNA polymerase II. NCBI's taxonomy places the organism in Eukaryota, Metazoa, Arthropoda, Insecta, Diptera, Culicidae. The record is from RefSeq and is a predicted model, not a curated record.
UUACUCACCUGACAUUAAUUACAACCAGCAAUGAACAAAGCGGCCUGCUUGGUUGUCUGCGAUGCUUUGAGCAAAAAAGUUGCAUAAACUCUUUAGAAUAUUCGAUGAACAGUGCUAAUUGAUAACAUUGGAGUCCUGAAGUCGUGAAUUACGUUUUCACGUAUCCGUGCGAGUGCGGCGUGUGGUAAAACGGCGUUGUUUGUUGUGCGUUUGUGCAGUGCAACCAAACCCACUCGGCAGCCAUUUUCUCUUGCGAAGGCAAGCGGCAGUGAAACUUCUCGGUGCGGUGUUUGCAGUACGUAGUGCGAAUCGAUGGUUUGCUGAGAACUGUGCGAGUUUUGCUUGCAUCGUGAUUACUGCAGCUUGUUCAAAGGUUGCCAGUGACUAAGGUACAUAAAUGGCUAGUCCAACGCCACAGAACAGCCCAAUGCCUCCGCCACAAGCACCUUCGCAAAGCCCUGCACCAUCACCUUCACCGCACAGUCCUUACCAGCAGGCACCUCCGCCACAUCCUGGUCAAAGUCAGGGACCUCCUCACAUGCCAACCCCUGGCCAUCAUGUACCGCCCCAAGCAGGACCCCCACCCGGGCCACACAUGUCGAUGCAAGGGCCUCCGACGCCCCACGGUGGCCAGCCACCCAAUCCUCACGGACCGCCGCCACCCCAGCACCCUUCCCAUAUGAAUGGACCACCACCGGGACCGCAGGGAGCCCCCGGGCAUGGGCCGGGCGGACCACCGCAUCACAUGCCUCCAUCGGGACCGCAACACAUGCCGCAACAUCCACCCCAUCCUGUAAUGGGGCACCCGGUUCCCCCGCAUCCCGGAAUGGCUGGGCACCCGACACAGGGCCCACCCUUGCCUCCUGGAAUGGUUCCAGGUGGCUAUCCGGGACACUCGAUGCCACCAAAUGCGGGACCGCCACCACCAGGGCCGAUGCAGGGAGUUGGUGGUCCUGGACCGGGGCCUGUAAUGCCACCCGGUGCUGCCAAUCCAGGCAUGAUGCCCGGUUCGGCCCCACCACCUCCCCCGGGACAAGAAAAUCUUAACGCUUUGCAACGGGCAAUCGACUCGAUGGAGGAGAAAGGACUGCAAGAAGAUCCACGCUAUUCGCAGCUGCUGGCAUUACGUGCUAAUUCCAAGCAACAAAAUCUAAACGCUCCGCAGCUGCAUCAACUGCGCGGACAAAUCAUGGCGUAUCGCUUGCUGGUACGUCAUCAGCCAAUAAGUAAGCAGCUUGCAUCGCAAAUUUUGGCCCAGCGAUCCGAUGGGACCCCUCCGCAAUGUCCAACACCCCCAGCCAGUCCGUACCCGAACGCUGCUGGAGGUCCCUCACCGCAGCCGGGAAUACCCCCGCAACCGUCGCAGCAACAGCAAUCGCAACCACCACAUCAACAGCAAGGACAACCGCAACCGCAAGGACCUUCUACGGUUCCGAGUCACCCUGGAGCACCACAGACUGCAAUGCAGGGCCCACCGGGCAAGCCCGGAGGGCCGCCCGGUCCGCCAGACGCGAUCGGUUCCAACAAACCACCACUGGGAACCGGUGGAGGAAUGCCACCGAAUCAAAGUCCAAUGCCAGGCAUGACCAUGGGCGGUCCCCCGCAAGUGGGACACGGCCAGCACCACCAACAACAGCAACAGCAAAUGCAACAGCCGCCACAUUCAGCAGCCUCGCACGGUCAUCCCCAGCAGCAAAUGCUUCCCACAGUCGGACAACCUGCCCGUCCGAACUCGCAAGGGCCCGCUGGUGGGCCGGGUCCAAGACCGGCCGCUCAAGCACCGACGAUGCAACCGAUGCCGAAACAGAACCGCGUCACGACCGUUGCGAAGCCGGCCGGAUUGGAUCCUUUAACCAUAUUGCAAGAGCGUGAAAAUCGGUUGGCCGCUCGGAUUGCUCUUCGGCUGGAGGAGCUCAAUAAUUUGCCAGCCUCGAUGCCGGAAGAUCUGAGAAUGAAGGCCUUGAUUGAGCUGCGGGCGCUUCGGGUUCUGAACUUCCAGCGCCAGCUGCGGAGCGAAAUUGUCCAGUGCACUCGACGCGAUACAACACUCGAAACGGCCGUCAACGUGAAAGCUUACAAGCGUACCAAACGGCAAGGUUUGCGCGAGGCACGUGCCACGGAGAAACUGGAGAAGCAGCAGAAGCUCGAGGCCGAACGCAAACGUCGCCAGAAGCAUCAGGAGUUCUUGGCGUCGGUAUUGCAGCAUGGUAAAGAUUUCAAAGAGUACCAUCGUAACAAUAUUGCCAAGCUGGGCCGCCUGAACAAAGCGGUAAUGAACUAUCAUGCCAACGCGGAAAGAGAGCAAAAGAAGGAGCAGGAGCGUAUCGAGAAGGAGCGUAUGCGUCGCUUGAUGGCGGAGGAUGAGGAAGGGUAUCGUAAACUUAUCGAUCAGAAGAAGGACAAGCGGUUGGCAUUCCUGCUGUCGCAGACGGAUGAGUAUAUCAGCAACCUUACGGAGAUGGUCAAACAACACAAGGUGGAUCAGAAAAAGAAGCAGGACGAUGAGAUUCAGCGCAAGAAACAGCUCAAGCGUCACAUUCUGGAAAGCGGCGAUAUCGAACAUUUGGAUGAACACUGCGAAGCAUCAGAUUGUCGUGUAACGGUGAUGGAAACGGCAACAGGCAAGAUGAUUUCGGGAGAUGAUGCACCGUUCCUGCGCGAUCUGCACAGCUGGCUGCAGCUGCAUCCUGGCUGGGAGUACGUUAUCUCUGACGGCGACGCCGACGAUGACGAGGAGGAAUCGGAGGGAGGAAAGAAGAAAACUCCCGAGGAAGAGCUGAGCGAUGACGCCAAGACGAAGGAAGUUAUACAAAAGGCGAAGGUCGAGGAUGACGAAUAUAAGACCGAAGAGCAGACGUACUAUAGCAUUGCACACACGGUCCACGAGAAGGUGACCGAGCAAGCAUCGAUCUUAGUGAAUGGAAAGCUGAAGGAGUACCAGAUAAAGGGUCUCGAGUGGCUGGUAUCACUGUUUAACAACAAUCUCAACGGCAUCUUGGCUGACGAAAUGGGUCUCGGUAAGACGAUCCAAACGAUCGCUCUCGUUACUUAUUUGAUGGAAAAGAAGAAAAAUAACGGCCCCUAUCUGGUUAUUGUACCGCUCUCGACACUCUCCAACUGGGUGUUGGAGUUCGAAAAAUGGGCCCCUGCAGUCGGUGUCGUCGCUUACAAGGGAUCUCCGGCGGGUCGCCGUGCUGUCCAAAAUCAGAUGAAAGCGACCAAGUUCAAUGUGUUGCUUACAACCUAUGAGUACGUAAUCAAGGAUAAGGCCGUGCUGGCGAAGAUUUCGUGGAAGUACAUGAUCAUCGAUGAGGGUCACCGAAUGAAGAAUCACCACUGCAAGCUAACACAGGUGCUCAACACGCACUACAAUGCACCGCACCGUUUGCUGCUUACGGGAACGCCUUUGCAGAACAAGCUUCCCGAGCUGUGGGCUCUGCUAAACUUUUUACUGCCAUCGAUUUUCAAAUCCUGUUCCACAUUCGAACAGUGGUUCAAUGCACCGUUCGCCACUACUGGCGAAAAGGUGGAACUAAAUGAGGAAGAAACGAUUCUCAUCAUUCGUCGUCUGCAUAAGGUGCUACGUCCAUUCUUGCUGCGCCGUUUGAAAAAGGAGGUCGAAUCGCAGCUGCCGGACAAGGUGGAGUACAUCGUCAAGUGUGACAUGUCCGGGUUGCAGCGCGUGCUCUACAAACACAUGCAGAGCAAGGGAGUGUUGUUAACCGACGGCUCGGAGAAGGGCAACAAGGGCAAGGGAGGUGCGAAGGCUCUGAUGAACACGAUUGUCCAGCUGCGCAAACUCUGCAACCAUCCAUUCAUGUUCCAGCAUAUAGAGGAAAAGUAUUGCGACCAUAUCGGUGUGCAGGGAACAGUCACCGGUCCGGAUCUGUACCGUGCAUCGGGCAAAUUUGAGCUGCUGGAUCGCAUCUUGCCCAAACUGAAAGCGACUGGACAUCGAGUACUGCUCUUCUGUCAGAUGACACAGUGCAUGACUAUAAUAGAGGACUAUCUUUCCUGGCGCGGCUUCGGGUAUCUGCGUCUUGACGGUACUACCAAGUCCGAAGAGCGCGGAGAUUUGUUGAAAAAGUUCAAUUCGAAAAAUUCCGACUACUUCCUCUUCCUGCUCUCUACUCGAGCUGGCGGUUUAGGAUUGAACUUGCAGACGGCAGAUACGGUCGUUAUUUUCGACUCCGAUUGGAAUCCCCAUCAGGAUCUGCAGGCUCAAGAUCGUGCGCAUCGUAUCGGGCAGCGAAAUGAGGUGCGCGUGCUGCGACUAAUGACGGUGAACUCGGUAGAGGAGCGUAUUUUGGCUGCCGCCCGGUACAAGCUCAACAUGGACGAAAAAGUCAUCCAAGCCGGUAUGUUCGAUCAGAAAUCGACUGGUAGCGAACGGCAGCAAUUUUUACAAAGCAUUCUGCACCAGGACGAGAUGGAUGAGGAGGAGGAAAAUGAGGUCCCAGAUGACGAGAUGAUCAAUCUGAUGAUUUCGCGAACGGACGAUGAGCUGGAACUGUUCAAAAAGAUGGACGCUGAGCGAAAGGCGGAGGAAGUGAAGCCGCGUCUGCUGGACGAAGCUGAACUGCCCGACUGGCUGGUGAAGGAUGAUGAAGAAGUCGACCGAUGGGACUACGAGGAAGAAACAUCCAUUCUGGGCCGGGGCUCGCGCCAGCGAAAGGAAGUUGAUUACACUGACAGCCUAACGGAGAAAGAGUGGCUGAAGGCCAUCGAUGAUGGGGCUGACUUUGACGAGGAGCUAGAGGAGGAGGAGCGAGAAAAGAAACGAAAGGGACGCAAACGAAAGGGCCGAGGAAGGGACGACUCGGACGACGAGAGCAUUGUUUCAACGAUGACAAAGCGCAAGAAGGGCAUAACCGAUCCGAAGAUAAGGAAGCAGAUGAAGAAGGUCCUGAAGGCAGUAAUCAAGUACACCGAUGCUGAUGGGCGCGUUUUGAGCAAACCGUUCCUCAAACUACCUUCCAGACGUGACCUGCCCGACUACUACGAAGUGAUCAAGAAACCGAUCGACAUCAAGAAGAUACUAGCCCGCAUCGAAGAAGCAAAAUAUGUCGACUUUGCCGACUUGGAGAAUGAUUUCUUCCUGCUGUGUCAGAAUGCUCAGACCUACAACGAAGAAGCGUCUCUGAUCUACGAAGACAGUCUUGAGCUGCAGUCAGUGUUUAGCAAUGCGAAGGCAAAGAUCCUGGACAACCACGAAGAAGAGGAAUCCAAUGAAGAAGAAGAGGAAGAAUCAGAUGAGGAAGGCGGAAGCGUGAAGAUGAAGCUUAAAAUAUCGAAAGGAUCAACUUCUUCCACCUCCUCUGCGAAGAAAGCUACCCCGGUGCGAAGGAAACGAGCACAGAAGAAGUAUACCAUCUCGGAUGACGAUGACGAUAUUGAUUAAGUAUGCAAACACUUUGCAAUACCUAUGGUUUAUCUUUAUAGUAGAUUUUAUCGCUGCAAAACAAUAGGGUCAGACAGUAGCUCAGUAGGUUCAGUAAACCAUCAUCAUCGUGCACCUUAAAAGCAGCAGUUGUGUGAGUUCGCUGCUAUAGCGGCAAACGCAUGACGAAUACCAUUCGCUUUUGUUUAGUUUAGUGAGCAGCAUCAGCAGCAGCCGAUACAUUAGAAUUGUAUUAUCUAUAGUGUACAAUUAAUCUACGCGUACUGCAACGCGUUACGUAUUGCAACGAAAGUCGCAUUCAAAAAUUUGCAAAAGAUAUAGCUCCCCAUAGACAAAGGCGUAGAAAUAACAAAUGCUUAAAUUUUGGAAACUCAAACCAUUCAACAACUAAUCCCUUAUCCAGUUCGGCUAGUUGCAGAACUAUUUCUAGAGGAAACUUAUUGUGUGCAUCGGCCAACGAUGGUCAAAUCUGUUCCUUUACGGACAAAUAUUUAUAGAUCUGUUGGUUUUUCGUGCUGCGCAACCACAGCGGGAACGUCAUGUAAAGAUAAAAUCGGGAUUUUUUUUAUUAUAUUUUUCUUUAUAUAAAUAGUGACAUUGUCAUGCUAUUAUUAUUAACCUUACUGGACACACAUUAACUGGUCGGCUAUAGAUAUGAAUACGUGUAAUGAAAUCAACUAAAAAUCAAA